AUGGCACAUUCUCUUUUCGACAUGUUUUCUGCGCAUAAGUUUGCCAAGGUUAUUUGGGACUUACUGCGUCAGAAAUAUGGCACUGACGAUGCCGGUAGAAGAAAAUAUGCGGUGGGGCGCUGGAUGAAUUUCAAAAUGAACGACUCUAAAUCCAUAGUUGAACAUGUUCACGAGUUUGAAAAUCUGGUUGCUGAUAUGACUACUGAAGGAGCUGAAGUAAACGAUGUCUUUUUAUCUGGAGCUCUUAUUGAGAAAUUUGAUGACUCUUGGUUAGACUUCAAAAAUAAAAUGAAGCAUGAAAGGUGUGACUACACACUACAGCAGCUGAUCAAUAGCCUAAACAUAGAAGAGGAAAAUCGCCUAAUGCUCAGCUCCAAACCAAAUAACAAUAAUCACGUCAAGAAUGGCAAAAUUCAGAAGAAAGGGUUAGUUGCUGGAUGUUUUGUUUGUGGGAAACAAAGCCACCGUGCUGCACAGUGCUACUUUCGCAAAGGCGUGAAUCAGAACACAAAAAAGUCAGAUAAUGGAGGACCCAAAAACGAAGCUCACCUGACAGAAGACACAGACAACACGGAAAUAGUAGCAGCCGUCAUAACUGAAGGUAAUAUCGUGGGAGAUCCAGAAGAGUGGGUCGUGGACACUGGAGCAUCUCGCCACUUCUGCAACAACCAAGAUAUGUUUAAGGUGUUUGAACCUAUCACUGAAGGAGAACAAGUGUUCAUGGGCAAUUCCAGCGUUUCCCAGAAAUUUAAUUUCCGGAGCCUUGUUACACAAGGCCACAAGACUGUGGGAAAUUCCUUGGGAAGGGAUACUUACGUGGAGGCAAUAAUAAUAAUGGUUCUCCUUUUGCUUACAUCUCUGUCUCAUUUAACAUAUGGCAUGAUAGAUUAG
This is a messenger RNA of Ipomoea triloba (trilobed morning glory), 891 nucleotides long. RefSeq lists its product as uncharacterized. The transcript has 4 exons. Lineage: Eukaryota; Viridiplantae; Streptophyta; Magnoliopsida; Solanales; Convolvulaceae. The coding region runs from base 1 to 891 and encodes 296 amino acids. The record is from RefSeq and is a predicted model, not a curated record.